AUGAUAUAUAUCAAUAACAAUAAUUCAAAAGUUCUCAGGCCCUUAUCUUCAGUAGAGAAAAGAUUCUUAGGAAAUUCUUUGGAAUCUGAAACAAGACAUGGUUCAGUAUGUAGUGGUAAAUGGGUUUCUAAUUCACUAGAUAUUUCAGAUGAUGCAACCUUAUUAUCUUCGAAGGAUAAACCUUUAACUAUUUCAUUAGUGUCUCGUGCGUUAAAAAUUCUUAUAUCAAAUCAUAUUGAGAUGUUUACUACAAUUAACAAAAACUCAGAAUUUCAAUUGCUAGAUAAGAUUAACACUAGCGAUGUGUUACACUCCAUCUGCUUCGAAAACAAAAAAGAUGAAUUAGUUAAUUGCCAUUCUGGCGCCCCACCUUAUCUGAUAAAUUACAUUUUCUCUCUACCAUACUUCCAACCAGACUCUAAAAAGCCGUUAUGGCAGCUAUUUAUUGUUAAUUCCUCAUUAGUUGUCUUUUAUGGUGAUGAUACCUUAUUUGACAUUUUUGCUGUUGCAAAUUUCAUAAAGCUUUUAUUUGAGAUAAUAAAUUCGUUACCAUACGAAAAUAAAGAAAUUCAAGAUGAUAUAAUUUUUAAGCUUCCAAACAUUCGAAAUAUAUCUAAAAUCAAUUUUCCAAAGUCUAUCUAUGAUAAUCCAAUGCUACACUUACCUGCUACUAAGCCAGAACUAUUUAAUUUACAAACCCAAUCCUUCUUCAAAUCGAUUUAUUUAAAUACAUUUAAAAAAUCGUUUGAUUAUUUAAAUUUUACACAGCAAACUCCAAUUAUUCUUGCAAGAAACCACAAUAUUUCUAAAAACUAUAAUGAAAUUCUUCAUUUGAAUUCAAUAGUGAAAAGUGAGUUAGUUACAGGAAACGUUUCGAUGGAAAGAUAUUUGCAAUUGUUAAAAUUAAUAGAUGCCGAAAAAAUUGACUUGAAGAGCUUCUUUUGUAGCAUUAUUAUAAUGUGUUUAAAAUUUAUGAUUACCUGCUUUGAUGGCAGUAUAAUUUUCAAAAUACCCUAUAAUUUACGUUCAAUGCAAAAUUUAAGAGAUAAAGAAAACCACAACUCAAGUUCAGGGCCCGAGGACUCUGCUAAUGAGCUUGGUAUAAUAUAUAAAGACAUAUACGUCGAGGUUCCCUUAAAACUAAUUGAAAAAAUUGGAAAUGAGGAUGUCGUUGAAGAACAGUUCAAAAUUGUUUGUAACUACAUCAAUGAAUCGAUACAAAAGCGUAUAAAGGCUUGGGAAAAAAAUGGUUUUAAUGAUGAUGAUAUUAAAAGAAUGAAAUUCGGUUACGAACAAGUUGGUAAUAUUAUUGAGGUCAAUGACUUGACUAGUCUUGAUCUAUCAUGUUCUAAGGAUUCAUUGUUUCAUAUUGAAGAUCUUAGCCUAACGAGAAACUUAAAAAAGAAUCAAAUCCUUUCCUUAUCUUUUGCAAGUAAUAAUUAUAAUGGCCUAAAUCUCUGUAUUAAUUACUCCACUGAAUAUAAAAUGAAAGAUUUUAUUGAUUGCUUCCAAUCUUUUAUGGAGAAUUAA
Messenger RNA from Henningerozyma blattae CBS 6284, 1530 nucleotides. RefSeq names its product Pbi1p (gene PBI1). The coding region runs from base 1 to 1530 and encodes 509 amino acids. The transcript has a single exon. NCBI's taxonomy places the organism in Eukaryota, Fungi, Ascomycota, Saccharomycetes, Saccharomycetales, Saccharomycetaceae. Gene Ontology annotation, molecular function: N-acetyltransferase activity. The record is from RefSeq and is a predicted model, not a curated record.